CGUUAACACUAAAAGCACUGCCGUUUAUUGGUUAUCGCUUUCCAACGUAACGUCCUACAGUUAGUAGAACAAGAUAUUCUCCGACUGUUACGCCAGUGCGCCGGUUGCUCCUAUCAGUUUAUUUUUUACGUCACAUAUUAUAUUAUAAUACAAAUUAAUAUUAUAAUUAUAGUUUCUUUAGAAAACCGGCCGUAAGAUUUCCCCUCAUCAUAUAAUAUAACAAUUUUUAUUCUCUAAUAAAAUUUUAAAUAAUCAUAAUUAAUCUUGUUCGAAAUGUUUUUCAAAUUCAGUAUAAAUAAAAAACUUCUAUUUUUGAAAAUGAGUUUUUUUUUCUACGACUUUGGAAUCGCUCCGAUAAAUAUGUUUUUUCCAACUAUAGCUAGACAGCGAGGAAUCCCUAUACUCGUCAUCGGAAUAAUUUGUACGAUUAUGCCUAUUUUCAAUAUAGUUAUAAGACCAUUAAGUGGAUAUGUUACCGACCGUUGGCACUGUCGUAAACAAGUAUUUUUAGGUUCUAUACUAUUGAAUGCUAUCAUCACGCCGCUGAUACACUUCACGCCAGACUUCAAUGAUAAAAAAUACUCCGAAGCCUUAGACAUCAUGACGUAUUGGGAAUUUUGGAUUUUUAUGACCACCGUUACAGUGAGGUUGUUGCUUUGGAUGGUGGGAGAUGUUCUCCAAGAUACGAUCUGUUUGGAAAUAUUAGGUGACGACAAAAAGAAUUAUGGAAAGCAACGGGUCUGUGGAGCUAUUGGCUGGGGAAUUUCUACAAUAAUGGUCGGUGCGUGCGUGGAUUGGUACAGCGUGGACGCAGAACACAAAAAUUACUUGCCAGCGUAUUUGAUCAGUAUGGCAUUCCUUAUCGGUCAUUUUAUUGUUGCAUCUCAGCUAAGCCAAAAUCAAGCUUGUACAUCCAAAAGCAUGAGUGAAGGUAUAUUCAAAAUAUUAUGUGACGUUAAAGUCUGUUCAUACCUUGUAUGGGCAGUGUUUUCUGGCAUUUUCUCCGCAUAUAUUUGGAUUUAUUUAUUUUUGUACAUUGAAGACUUAGCAAACAUUCAUCAUAGAGAACGAUUACCGUAUAUCAAGACUAUAGAAGGUUUGUCGGUGACACUGCAAUGUCUUAUUGGAGAAAUUCCUAUUUAUAUCCUGUCAGGAUAUAUACUCAAACGCAUUGGACACAUGACAGCUUUUUCAAUAUCAUUCGCAUUGUUUUCUAUAAGAUUUUUCCUGUAUUCGAUCAUUAAAGAUCCACUGUGGGUAUUACCAGUCGAGCUGAGCAAUGGUAUAACGUUUACCUUGGCUUUUGUGGCUGGCAUUUCAUAUGCGGCAAAAGUAGCACCGAGUGGCUGCGCAGGCACUCUCCAAGGCCUAUUCGGUAUGGCUUUUCACGGAGUAGGUAUAUCCAGUGGUUCGUUAAUUGCGGGUUACAUGUUCGAAAGGAUGGGCAGCUCGGCUUCUUUCGGAGUGAUUAGUUACGUGGCGUUUAUCGUGUUUCUAGUCCAAUUAUCUGUCAGCCGACUGAUAAUGCGAAUGAGUAAAUCCACAGAAAAUGCCACCCCGGACAAACGUACAACAAAAGAAUUCGCCACUUGUCCGGAAAACAUGGUUAACUCGAGUUUAAGUAACUAAUACCGCAGUUAUUAUAUCCACAAAUAUAAUCAACGAAAAUAACGUUUCGUUCUCUUCGGUAUUGCGGUAGACUUUUUUAUUUAAAUGACAAAAAUGUAAUUUAUUGUUUUAUAGUGAUUUAAUUUGAUCAUUAAAUUGCUAUAAUAUGGUAAGCACAAAUUAUAUAUAAAAAAAAAUAACAAACGAUAAUAA
Molecule: messenger RNA, 1821 nt
Organism: Aphis gossypii (cotton aphid)
Lineage: Eukaryota; Metazoa; Arthropoda; Insecta; Hemiptera; Aphididae
Product: major facilitator superfamily domain-containing protein 6-like
Exons: 7
Coding region: 274-1629 (451 amino acids)
Cellular component (GO): membrane
Source: RefSeq, a predicted model, not a curated record